Molecule: messenger RNA, 2961 nt
Organism: Truncatella angustata
Lineage: Eukaryota; Fungi; Ascomycota; Sordariomycetes; Amphisphaeriales; Sporocadaceae
Exons: 5
Coding region: 1-2961 (986 amino acids)
Biological process (GO): chromatin remodeling
Cellular component (GO): RSC-type complex
Molecular function (GO): protein binding; chromatin binding
Source: RefSeq, a predicted model, not a curated record
AUGGCUGACGCGAACGAGCCCAGCAACGCGCCCAAGGUCGAUGUCAACGUCGAGGUUCGCGACUCCAUCGAGGCUAAAGCUAACCCAGAGGGCGAUAGCAACAAGACGACUGAAGUGCAGCCAGUUAUGGAACCCGUCAAAACGGAACACAACGUCGAUUCAACUGGAGACGCAGUCGCAGUCACAAACGCGGAUGCUGAUGCUGAUGCAGAGAUUGACGCAGACGCAGACGCAGACGCGGAUGCGGAUGCCGACAUUGACAUAGAUGAAGAUGCAGAUGCAGAUGCAGAUGCAGAUGCAGAUGCAGAUGCAGACGCCGAAGCAGAUCCAGCAGAUGUUGAUAUCAAUGUCGACGCUGAUGCUGAUGCUGAUGCUGAUGUAGAUGCAGAUGGCGAUGUAGACAUGGAUGCGGAUGGAGAAGCCGAUGCCGAAGGUGAACUUGAGGAUGAUGGAGGAGAGCGGGUCGGCUUGUCGUCAGACAUGUACACAAUCAUCGAAAAUACGGCCAACUACUUGUCCAGCUUUAAAGAUGAAAGUGGUUACCAUAUCGCCUCGUCGUUCCAGCGUAUUCCCAACCGUCGAUUAAUACCAGACUACUACGAGGUCAUCGACGAAGCCAUAGCUUUCAGUACCAUUAGGACAAAGAAGCUCAGGAAGCAAUACCCGACUUUCUCGGAUUUCGUUCGUGAUGUCGCCAAGAUCUGCCACAACGCCCAAGUCUACAAUCGGCCUUCUUCGCAUUUCUUCCAAGACGCCGGACGAUUGAGGGAACUUUUCAAAGAGGAGCUCCAAAAACUCGUCGACGAAGAGAUCAUAACAGCGGAAGAGGCCGUCAUACCCGAUCUGGGUCCUAUCCCCGAGUAUGAGGAUUCGCCGCCUCUCGACGAAGAUGAGGAUGAGGACGACGAAGACGACGAGGAUGACGAGGAUGAUGAUUCUGACGAUGACGGUGGGCGCCGCCGCAGGAGAGGUCGUGGAGGCCGUAAGUCUGCCGAUAGGGACGAUCAUCCUCAAAAACGUGGUCGCCGGCCGCCCAAGGUCUUCACCCCUCUCGAGGGACGAAUUCAUGCAUUCUUGAAGGGCCUGCGCAAGUUUAAGCAUCCCAACGGAGAGCUGAUGAUCUUGCCGUUCGAAAGACUUCCUGAUAAGCAGGCCGCGCCAGACUACUAUGCCACUAUCAAUAAUCCCAUAGCCCUCGACUUGAUCAAGAGGAAAGCGAAGCGCAAGAAGUACCAAAAUCUGGACCAGGUGAUGCAAGACAUUGAGUUGAUGUUCGAAAAUGCCAAGGAGUACAACCAAGAGGACAGUCAGAUCUACAAGGAUUCCAUGGAACUCCAAAAUCAGGCUCGCCUCUUGGCCGAACAAGAGAAAGCUAAACCAGAUGAUCAGUUUGCCGAUGAAGAUGGCCGACGGCCCGUACCAGAAAUUCAUCACAGGGGUGAGGUCUGGAAAGUUGGCGAUUGGGUACACAUCACCAACCCGAACGACCUGACCAAACCGAUCGUUGCUCAAAUUUAUCGUACUUACAUUGACAAAGCCGGAAAACAGUGCGUCAACGCUUGUUGGUACUAUCGCCCGGAGCAGACGGUUCAUCGGUUCGAAAAACACUUCUUCGAGAACGAGGUUGUCAAGACCGGCCAAUACCGGGACCAUGGUAUCGAGGAAGUUGUGGACAGGUGCUUCGUCAUGUUCAUAACCCGCUACAGCAAGGGCAGACCCCGUGGCCUUCCCAAGGACAAGGAGGUCUACGUUUGUGAGGCACGAUAUAACGAGGAGAAGCACAAGCUCAACAAGAUCAAAACGUGGGCAAGUUGCCUACCAGAUGAGGUCAGAGACAAGGACUACGAGAUGGACUUGUUUGAUGUGCCUCGGAGGCUCAAGAAGUUCCCCAGCCCUAUCAAGCAUCUUCUGAGGGAUGAUGCGAAGCCCACUGAUCCUCUGCCUAAGCCGACCUGGGGAGCACCCAAUGCGCCUCCACUGGUAGGAGCGGUUCACUGCCGCGCGCGUGAAUCAAAUGAAUCACCGCCACCUGAGCCUACCCCACCACCAAUCCCUGUUGAUCCAACAAGGCGAUCAUCAAUGAUGCAGGGCCCGCGACCAGGAGACGCGCAAGGCGACAUCGCCAUGGGCAAUGCACCAAGUUACACGCCUGUGCCUGCACCACCAACACCCGCGCCUGGUGCUUACACUCCUCAAUUUUCGGGAGCACGACCAAGUCCAACACCAGUUCCUGUACCACAGUAUGGAAUGAUUCCCAAUAUGCACCAGGCUCCGCCUCCAGUGCCACAAACACCCCACUACCAAGGUCAUCAACCGCCGCAGCCUCCGGCGUACAACGGUUACGUGCCGCCGUACAAUCCGGCCCCCGUCCACCACCAACCGCCCCACCAACCACCCAUCAACACUCCCAUGAUUCCAUACGACCCCAGCCAGCGCGUGGCACCAUCUCCAGCGCGCACGGCAGUGCCUCCCCCGCCCAUACCUGGUAUACAUGGUCAGCCAAACACUUACAACCCGCCUCGCCCGGUCGAGGUGUACACCUUGGAUGACGCACUAGACGCACGCAUUCCUGCGGAGAUUCGCGAGCAGUUCCAGCGCGACGAGCAAGGACGCAUUCUCUUCUUUACGCAGCCACCGUUGGAUCGGGCUCACCGCGGUCUCUCAGUGGAAAGUGCUGGCCUUGGCCAUAGCAUCCGCUAUCUUGCCGACCGUGCGCGAGGCAUUGAGGAUCGCCGCGCCAAGCGCAGAGCUCGGGACGAGCUACGCAGGCAGGAGGAGAGCAAGAGGCGCGAACUUGAACAGGACGAAGCGCAGAAGACGAAGGCUGAGGUCAUGGAAGUUGCCAGUGACGUCCUGAUUGGCUGGAUGAGUUCGGUCAACAAAGAGAACGAGAUGUUGAAGAAGCAGUACGAGGGCUGGAGCGUCAAGGAUGACGAGAUUGACAGGCUUUCCUCCAAGUAA